Messenger RNA from Betta splendens (Siamese fighting fish), 1224 nucleotides. Its product is annotated as membrane progestin receptor beta-like. Gene Ontology annotation, biological process: response to steroid hormone. The record is from RefSeq and is a predicted model, not a curated record. The transcript is spliced from 5 exons. Gene Ontology annotation, molecular function: steroid binding; nuclear steroid receptor activity. The coding region runs from base 14 to 1081 and encodes 355 amino acids. Gene Ontology annotation, cellular component: plasma membrane. NCBI's taxonomy places the organism in Eukaryota, Metazoa, Chordata, Actinopteri, Anabantiformes, Osphronemidae.
UUCGUCCCCCAUCAUGCCUCGCGUCUCACUGUCUCCUCCCCCGCUGACUCUCACCCUCCUCCCUCUGUUGGACCAGCUGCUCCCCUCGCUGCCCGCCACCGUGCGGGACGCGGACGUGCCUCCGCUGCUCCGGCGGCGCUUCGUGCUGUCGGGGUACCGUCCUCUGGGCCUGUCGUGGCGCUGCUGCGUCCUCAGCCUCUUCCAGAUCCAUAAUGAGACGGUGAACGCGUGGAGCCACCUGUUGGCGGCCGCCUGCCUGCUGAUGCGCUUCCUGGCGUUCGCCGUCCUGCAGGGAGGGGGCAUCCUGGGCUUCCGGCUGCAGGGUCCUGAGGGUCAGGGCUUCUCUGUGGACGUCUCGUCGCUUCCUCUCGUCCUCUAUGUUUUCUCCACGGUUACAUGGCUCAGCUGCAGCGCCGCAGCUCACCUGCUGCAGUCCCACUCGGAGCAGACGCACCGCGCGCUCUUCCUCCUCGGCUACGUGGGCGUGGGCGUCUACCAGUACGGCGGUGCUCUGGCCCUGUGGCUCUACAGCUCAGAUGGCGCCUGGACACAAAGCAUGCUGGGACAGGUCUUCCUCCCGGCUGCUGCUCUCCUCGCCUGGUUCUCCUGCAGCGUCUUGUGCCACGCGAAGCUCCAGUCUGCGCACAGGAAGUUCUGCCACGCGGUCCCGCUCGCGUGCUCCUGUCUUCUGGGCAUCAGCCCUGUUGCCCACCGUCUCACCGCCCACCGCUGGUCCACUCCUUCUGUGCUUGUGCUGCACUUCCUGCAGGUGGUGCUGCUUCUGUUGUCAGCCGCCUUCUUCGCUUGCCCCGUCCCGGAGCGAUUCUCCCCGGGCUCCUAUGACGUCAUCGGCCACAGCCACCAGCUCUUCCACGUUCUGUCAUCCAUCUGCACACUCGUCCAGCAGGAGGCGCUCUUCCAGGACUUCCUCUGGCGGCGGCCGGGGCUGGUGAGGGAGCUCGGAGGGAGGCGUCUGCUGCUGGCCUGCGCCUCCUUCCCCUGCCUGGCGUUGAGCUGCCUGACGACGGCACUCGCCAUGAUGAGAAAAGCACGAGCCCGACUGAAGACAGAGCAAAGAUAGAGGAAGACGAAGCUUAGAAGACGGCGCCCCCUCAACGUGCACAGAUGCUUUGAGGCACAUGAGGCUCCCCCCAGAGGACGGGUUGAAAUGCAGAGGUUAAUUUCCCCAAUGUGGAAUGAAUAAAGUUCAAUUCUAUUCAGUUA